This is a messenger RNA of Chenopodium quinoa (quinoa), 1737 nucleotides long. RefSeq lists its product as uncharacterized. NCBI's taxonomy places the organism in Eukaryota, Viridiplantae, Streptophyta, Magnoliopsida, Caryophyllales, Amaranthaceae. Gene Ontology annotation, cellular component: chloroplast thylakoid membrane. The transcript has 4 exons. The record is from RefSeq and is a predicted model, not a curated record. Bases 294 to 1316 code for a protein of 340 amino acids. Gene Ontology annotation, molecular function: protein binding.
CAAUAAAACACCCGCCACAAGGCAGCUGCCUCAACAACGCGCCACGUAAUUUCAAACCUGUUAAGACCAUAAUACCCUCAACAACUCCCUCUAUUCCACCUAAUACCACCCGUUUUUAACCCCACUAUAUGUAACUAUGUAAUCCUGUGAAGGAGGACAAAACCGUCUUUUCAUCCUGCACCUCACAAAAUAUCUCUCAAUCUCUCACGCAUUCAUCACUGAUCUCUCCUUUACGGCUCCUUUUUGUUUCUCUCUGCUAAAAAAAUUUCUCUCCUCAAACUUCUCCGGCAACAAUGGCGACUGUUCUGGGAAACCUAGUUUUACCUGUAGACCUAAAUUUGCCGGCGAAGGUAAUCUCCGAUCACCGGAAAAAGCUCCGACUACUUCCGUACGACGUCGUGUUGAGCUUAGGCUUGCCGAAAAGAGAGAAGGAGUUUCAGAUAUGGGGGGAGUUUUCGACACUCGGAAGGCUGAGUUUCUCGAGGAAGUCGAAUGCUGUAGAAUAUUCUAGCGACGAAGAGAACGGAAAUGGCGGAGGAGAAGGCGGCGGUAAUGGUGGUGAUGAUGAGGAAUUGUUUGACUGGGAGAUGCAGAUGAGGAGGAGAGUAAAGGAGCUUGAGGAGAUGAGAGAGUUGGAGAAGAAGGCGGAGGAAUUGCAAGGGAGGGUUGAUGCUGAAGCUAGUGAAGGUGAUGGUGUUGAUGAGACUGAGGAGGAGAAGAAGAUGAGAGUUCGGAAAGAGCUCGAAAAGGUGGCAAAGGAACAAGCUGAAAGAAGAGCAACUGCUAAAUUGAUGUUUGAGCUGGGUCAGAAGGCUUAUGGUAGGGGCAUGUAUAAACGAGCUAUUGAAUUUUUAGAAGCUGCAUUGACAAUCAUUCCAAGACCUACGCUUUUUGGUGGCGAGAUACAAAUAUGGCUUGCUAUGGCGUACGAGGCCAACAACCGGCAUGCAGAUUGCAUUGAUCUGUAUCAGCAAUUAGAAAAAAAGCAUCCCAGUGUCAGCAUUCGCAGACAAGCUGCAGAGCUUCGUUACAUCUUGCAAGCACCGAAAAUAAAGAUAACCCAAGAAGAGAUGGUAACAAUCCCGUUAAUUGGUAAUAGUUAUGACAGCUAUGCAUCGACUUGGACCGACAAAAGCAAGGACAAGGAACAAUUCAUUGGUUCUUCAACUACGAGUGCAUUCUCCUCAUCCAGAGAUUAUAUUGGGGACUUCCUAAAGUGGAAACCCCCUGUUGACUUGCAGGAUAAUCGCAUUUUCUGGGCUGCAGUAACUCUAUGGUUUGGUUUGGUUGGAGCUGCACUUUUACUUCAGAGAUGAUCAAUCAUAUAUAUAUACGUAUACCCUCCCUUAUUCCUAUAUAUAAGUAGAAUCCAUCCAAUUCUUGAUUCCUAAGGUUUUCAUCAUGUUGAAUAUGUAAAUAUAUAUAUGUGCAUGUUUAUUGUGAACUAUAUAAUGUUAGAGCAGAUUGCAGAAUCAGCAUUUUAUUCUUUCUGUAUUUGGGGCUAACAUGAGGUUAGCCUUCAUCAGCUACUAGUUCUUCUGUUUCAUCACAUUAUUGUUUUUUUUUUUUUUUUUUUUUUUUUUUUUUUUUUUUUUUUUUUUUUUUCUUGUUCCCUCUGUCUAAUUUAUCUUUGGACUUGGCUCAUUCUCGGAGAAAGGAUAUGCAUAGGGAGAUCCAUAUGCUAUAGUUUCGAUCUUUCACUCUUUUGGAUAUAAUCAGGUUGUCCUUCUAGCUCCA